Spea bombifrons (plains spadefoot toad) is the source of this 4160-nucleotide messenger RNA. It is a transcript of the gene SPAG9, whose product is annotated as sperm associated antigen 9. The record is from RefSeq and is a predicted model, not a curated record. The transcript has 29 exons. Bases 55 to 4077 code for a protein of 1340 amino acids. Lineage: Eukaryota; Metazoa; Chordata; Amphibia; Anura; Pelobatidae. Gene Ontology annotation, cellular component: cytoplasm. Gene Ontology annotation, molecular function: MAP kinase scaffold activity; JUN kinase binding; kinesin binding. Gene Ontology annotation, biological process: vesicle-mediated transport.
CCGGCGGGAGGAGAAUCUGUGCUGCCGGGCCCCGAUCAUUCGGCCGCCGCCACCAUGGAGCUGGAGGACGGGUUGGUGUACCAGGAGGAGCCGGGCGGCGCGGCCGUUAUGUCCGAGCGGGUGUCGGGCCUGGCAGGAUCCAUCUACCGCGAGUUCGAGCGGCUGAUCGCGCGCUACGGGGAGGAUGCGGUGAAGGAGCUGACGCCGCUGGUCGUGGCCGUCCUGGAGAACCUGGACUCGGUGUUCGCCGAGAACCAGGAGCAUGAGGUGGAGCUGGAGCUGCUGCGGGAGGACAACGAGCAGCUCGUCACCCAGUACGAGCGGGAGAAGGCGCUGCGCAAGCACGCGGAGGAGAAAUUUAUUGAAUAUGAGGAUUUACAGGAGCAGGACAGGAAGGAGCUGCAGUCGCGCGUGGACAGCCUGGAGUCCGUCACCCGGCAGCUCGAACUCAAAGGCAAAAAUUACGUCGAUCAAAUCAGCCGCCUGGAGGAGAGGGAGGCAGAGAUGAAGAAGGAAUAUAACUCGCUGCACCAGCGGCACUCGGAGAUGAUUCACAAUUACAUGGAGCACCUGGAGCGGGCGAAGAUCCAGCAGAUCACCGGAGGGGAGCCGCCGGAAUCCGCCGCGCUCGGCAAGAUCAAGAAGGAACGUCCCAUCUCUCUGGGGAUCUUCCCGCUGGCUUCCUCCGAUGCGUUGGUUUUACCCGACUCCCGAGACGCCGAAACACCGGGGAACGGUCCGUGGAAACUUCCAGAGCAAAACAACGCCCGUUCCAACACCAGUCUGAAGGAUGAGUUCUUGAAUAUUACCCAGCCGGUUACCAAGACCGGCGACUCCGACAACACGGUCCGCCCGUCCACCAAGGAGAAGAAGGAGGAAAUAAUAAAAGCCAAUUUAAAGAACAACAAUGUAACGAGCAACCGGAAGAGCGAGGAUGUGCCGGUCUCCCCGGAGACCACCGCCACGUCUGCGGGCACCAACGAUAAUGAGGAUAAAUCCGAAGUCCAAUCCAUCAUUGAAUCGACUCCGGAGCUGGACAUGGAUAAGGAGGCCAAAGCGUUCCAGCUGACCAGUACCCCUUCCAAAGGCAUUGAAAACAAAGCGUUUGACCGCAACACAGAGUCCUUGUUUGAGGAGCUGUCAUCCGCCGGGACCGACCUCAUCGGGGACGUCGACGAAGGAGCCGAUUUAUUAGGUGAGACUUUGCCUCGCUUUGCCUCGUUGGGAAAUUCUGCACGAUGUUCCGGCAAACUCUUAACGAACUCUCACGUUCCAGGCAUGGGACGGGAGGUCGAGAAUCUUAUCAUGGAGAACACGCAGCUUCUGGAGACCAAGAACGCCCUGAACGUGGUGAAGAACGAUCUGAUUGCGCGGGUGGACGAGCUCGCGUGUGAGAUGCAGGUGCUGCACGAGGAGCUGCUUUCUGUGAAGCAAGUCAAGAACAAGAUGGAGGAGAGGAACAGGGAGCUGGAGGAAGAGCUCAGAAAGGCGAGGGCAGAGAUGGAGGAAGCGAAGCUGAGAACUAAAGAUGAGGACGAUAGCGAUGUGCCGACGGCGCAGAGGAAGAGGUUUACACGCGUGGAGAUGGCCAGAGUUUUAAUGGAGAGGAACCAGUAUAAGGAAAGACUGAUGGAGCUCCAGGAAGCCGUGCGAUGGACGGAGAUGAUCCGAGCAUCUCGAGAGAAUCCAGCCAUGCAGGAGAAGAAGCGGUCGAGCAUUUGGCAGUUUUUUAGUCGACUGUUCAGCUCGUCUGCCACGGCGUCUAAGAAACCCGACCUUCCUGUUAACGUGAAGUACAAUGCGCCGACCUCGCACAUCACGCCGUCCGUCAGGAAGAAGAGCAGUGCCUUAUCCAGACUUCCCAGCGAUAAAUCCAAAGCCUUCGACUUCCUAAGCGACGAUCUUUCACCAACUAACGAAGCCUCCGCGGCUUCCCGGCGGGAGCAAAAGCGCGAGCAGUACCGCCAGGUGAAAGCGCAUGUACAGAAAGAAGAUGGCCGCAUCCAAGCCUUCGGCUGGAGUCUUCCACAGAAAUACAAGCCGCUGGCAAACGGAGGUCAAAGUGAAAACAAAAUGAAGAACCUUCCGGUGCCCGUCUACUUAAGACCUUUGGAUGAGAAGGAUUCGUCCAUGAAGCUGUGGUGCGCCGUCGGCGUCAACCUGUCGGGUGGAAAGACCAGAGACGGCGGCUCGAUCAUCGGCGCCAGCGUUUUCUACAGCGACCUCCCGGGCUGCGAAGCAGAUGAGCAGAAGCUGCGGAGUGAUUCCCAGAGCAGUCUCGAGAAGCUGGAGCAGGAGCUUAAAGUUCAGCAGAAGGAGCUGAGGCACCAGGAUGAGUUAUCGAGCCUGGUGUGGAUUUGCACGAGUACGCACUCCUCCACCAAAGUCAUCAUCGUGGACGCCAACGACCCCGGAAACAUGCUGGACGGCUUCACCGUCUGCAACUCGCACGUCCUGUGCAUCGCGAGCGUUCCCGGGGCUACGGAGACGGACUACCCCUCGGGGGAAACCACCAAACCAGACGCCGAGUCCUGUCCGGCCGACAAGUCCUCCUUGUCCGAGAGUCUUCAGAGCAGCGGCUCGUCGGGAGCCGACCACGUCGCUGUGGGAGUUAAAGCCGGCGUCGCCUCUGGGGAGGACACGGAAGCUUCCGGGACGCCAGCGCCGAGCGUUACGGAUGCAGAAAAUAAUGCAGAUUCAGAGUCCGUGAGUAACGAGCUUGACGAUAACGUCCCAACGGCAGAAGAAGCCACGGAAGCCACCGAGGUAGGAGUGGGCUCGUCAGAUGACGCCGCCGACAUUGCACAGACUGGAGUCUACACGGAACACGUGUUCACAGAUCCCCUGGGGGUACAGAACACGGCUGAUGACACGCAAGGCUGCCCGCUUAGCGAUGACAGUGACCUGUAUAAAGAUGGCGUGGCCACCUUGCCCACCGAACAGGACCUGAUGAGAGAGGAGGCUCAGAAGAUGAACAGCUUGUUGCCCACCAUGUGGCUUGGGGCACAAAAUGGGCACCUCUAUGUUCACUCGUCUGUCGCUCAGUGGAAGAAAUGUCUCCACAGCAUUAAACUGAAGGAUUCCAUCCUCAGCAUCGUGCACGUUAAAGGGAUAGUGUUGGUCGCUCUGGCGGACGGCACCUUGGCGAUAUUCCAUCGAGCGGUCGAUGGGCAGUGGGAUCUCUCCAAUUACCACCUCCUGGAUUUCGGGCGCCCCCAUCACUCCAUACGCUGCAUGGCUGUGGUGCACGAAAAAGUCUGGUGUGGCUACAGAAACAAGAUCUACAUAGUGCAGCCGAAGGCCAUGAAAAUAGAGAAAUCCUUUGAUGCUCAUCCAAGAAAAGAGAGUCAGGUCCGGCAGCUGGCGUGGGUCGGCGACGGCGUCUGGGUGUCCAUUCGCUUGGAUUCCACCCUGCGUCUGUACCACGCGCACACCUACCAGCACCUGCAAGACGUGGAUAUCGAGCCGUACGUCAGUAAGAUGCUCGGGACCGGGAAGCUGGGCUUCUCCUUUGUGAGGAUCACGGCGUUGAUGGUCUCGUGUAAUCGCCUUUGGGUCGGGACCGGGAACGGCGUCAUCAUCUCGAUCCCUUUGACCGAAACCGUAAUCCUGCACCAGGGCCGGUUACUGGGGUUAAGGGCUAAUAAAGCUUUGCCAGGAUCCGGAAACCGCCCCGGGAGCGUCAUACGCGUCUACGGAGACGAGAACAGCGACAAAGUGACGCCAGGCACCUUCAUACCGUAUUGCUCGAUGGCGCAUGCCCAGCUUUGUUUCCACGGUCACCGCGACGCCGUCAAGUUCUUCGUCUCAGUACCAGGGCAGGUCAUCCCCCCCUCCGGCAGUAACCCUGAUAUCUCGGGAGAGAAGGGGCUCGCGUCCCACCAGGACCCUUCCAGCGCAGACCAGCACAAGUCCAUGCUGGUGAUGAGCGGAGGGGAAGGUUAUAUCGACUUCAGGAUGGGGGACGACGGCAGCGAAUCGGAAAACUUAGACGAAUCCUUACAGUUUGAGCCGUCGGCGGCCAAAGUGGAAAGGAGUCACCUGAUCGUCUGGCAGGUUCUGAACAGCAGCGAGUGAAGCCGGGACGGCCGGGGCCGGCGGGAUUCUGCAUGGUUUUAUCACUAUUCUUUUUAUUAUUAUUUGGGACUCUUUAGUCAGAC